Dermacentor andersoni is the source of this 4984-nucleotide messenger RNA. RefSeq names its product lipase maturation factor 2-like. Gene Ontology annotation, biological process: protein maturation. Lineage: Eukaryota; Metazoa; Arthropoda; Arachnida; Ixodida; Ixodidae. Gene Ontology annotation, cellular component: endoplasmic reticulum membrane. The record is from RefSeq and is a predicted model, not a curated record.
CCCACCCUUCGUGUCUACGAGUACGACCCGUGCGACUGGAAGGGAAACAGGAAGAAAACGAAGCUGCUGAACGAAACUUCUUUCGUCGCCGUGCGGUCGUUGUUGAGGGGCUCAGAAUGGGGCCUACGCGUGUUACGCGAGAUUCUUUUCUCUGGGCAAUGUCUGUAGUAUAUCUUAGUGCAUUUGCGUCCAUUUAUCAUCAAAUGCCCGGGCUCUAUGGGGAUCAUGGAGUCUUGCCAGUAAGAUCGGUGAUUCCUAUAGACAGCCACACCAGACCACCUCAAGAAUUGGCCCAACGAGCUGCUGAGAGGCCUUCCUUAAUAUGGCUGGCACCAAACUUCGGCCUCAAGGUGGCCACCAUGGCCGAGUUUCUGGCAUUCCUAGGCAUUGUCAUGUCCUUCAUGGCCUGCGUGUCAUCACGCUUCAGAGACUGCAUCAACUUUGCACUCCUUUGGAUACUCUAUUUCUCAAUUUACCAGGUUGGCCAAGUGUUCAUGUGGUUUCAGUGGGACAUCCUGCUGCUGGAAGCUGGUUUCCUGUGCAUACUGGUGGCGCCACUAGGCAUUGUCCACCGGACACUAGGGCUGAACUCGAGCUGGCGUCUGCCACACCGGCCGCAUGAUGAGGUCAGCCUAUGGCUCGUACGAUGGCUCCUGUUCCGAUUCAUGUUUGCUUCCGGGGUGGUCAAGCUCACCAGCGGUUGUCCUACCUGGUGGGGACUCACAGCGCUCAAUCACCAUUUCCAAAGCCAGUGCAUACCAACACCCAUUGCAUGGUACUUCCACCACCUUCCCGACUGGAUUCUCCAGCUUGGGGUGGUCUUCACGUUUGUGAUUGAAAUAGCCAUCCCACUCCUGUUCUUCGUCCCGGUGCGCCCUCUAAGGAUAUUCUGCUUCUACAGCCAGGUUUUUCUGCAGAUGAUGAUAAUUGCCACUGGCAACUACAACUUCUUCAAUCUUCUUACUAUGACCCUGUGCCUGUCACUGGUCGACGAUGAGCAGCUACUCGGUAAUGCUAGAAGGAGCAGUUCAGGCAAGUCUGGCCACUUCCGCCCUUUGGCCAGAACUGUUGCAUUGGCGGUGUACUGUGGUCUUGUGUACGGAACCAUCAAGUUGUUCCACCUGCAGCUUGACGACAGCUGGGCGGUGAGAUCAAAAGUCGCCUUCAACAAAGAAAAGCUUAACCAGUUCCUUCGCACCGCAGUGCCUCUUAUGGUGUGGGUCGGAGGUGCAUCUCUGGCUUAUCACAUUUUGAUGGCUCUGUACAGGUCAAUUGUGAAAGAAAGAAGUGUCCUGAGUAAAAUCUUCUCGACGUUGGGAACUAUUUUCAUGGGAACAGCAGCUGUGUGGGUCUUCUGCAUUUCUCUGGUCCCACUCUCGGAACUGGACCCUGGCUUCAACAGAAAACUCUGGCCCACGAUUCGGAGCUGGCAUUACAAGGUUGAGCCGUUCCACCUGACAAGUUCAUAUGGGCUCUUCAGAAUCAUGACAGGUGUUGGAGGGCGACCAGAGCUUGUCCUGGAAGGAAGUGACGACCCAAAUGGCCCAUGGGUGGAGCUGCCAUUCCUGUACAAACCUGGAGACGUGAACCGCCCACCACCAAUUAUCAUCCCACACCAGCCUAGGCUUGACUGGCAGAUGUGGUUUGCUGCACUGGGUGACUACAGGCAAAACCCUUGGUUGCUGAGCCUGGUUUACCGUUUGCUCAACAAUGAUGCAUCAGCGCUGCGCUUGAUGAACUUGGAGCGGUACCCCUUCACCCGCCAGCCUCCCACAUACAUUCGUGCCACGCUGUACAAGUACUGGUUCACCAAAAUGGACACCAGCAGUGGGCGUGCCUGGUGGUACCGUGGCAGUCCCAAGGAAUAUCUGCCCCCAGUCCACAAGAAGCAGCCUUUCCUCAGGGAAUUCCUUCAAGAGCAUGGGAUUCCCAUGGAUGCACCUAAAACAAAGUCCACAAACAAGUUCCUUAUAUACAUCCUCAAGCACUCGAGGAAGUUUGCAGAGAAGAUGUCGCCAACAUUGUACAUCUGGUCGCUCAUCUCUACGUCGUUGGUGCUCAACGCUGUCCGAGGCAUGUUUUGACCCGGCCAGCCCAAAAUGUGAAUUUCAGUAUAGCCUACACUUUGUGAAAGGCGCAAGAGUUUGGCAGAUGUGUGCACAGGGAAACCACGUGUCUCCUUGAGUGUUUUAACAUUUGCACAUCAUGUAAAGUACUCGUUAUCAUGUGUGUUGGAACUGGUGAGGUUUUGACAGAUUGUCUACACUGUCCACAGCUCUUGCCUGACCAUAUAUUCAGAUUUAUGUGUGGCCUAACAGGAUGCCCAAAUUUUCCCAAUUAUGCAUUGUAGUUUCGAACUUCCAGUGGCUGCAAUCCUCCAUUUGUUUUGUCUACAAAAUUAUUCAGCUAACUGAGUAUAAGCUGUUUAAUGAUCACUUGCAAUGUACAUUAGAGAACUUCCCUUGCGAAACUACUGUGUCCACCUGCUUUUGUUAAAGUAGUCACAACUUGUAUUGUAUCAUUUCACAUGCUAACUGCUAACAUGCUAACUGCUGACUGAAGCAGUAUUUCUUAUGUGGCAUUAAUCAGUCAAGACAGCCUCUACAAGAACAAGCGUUUGCCCCUAAAAAGGGGAGUACUGUGUAGAGAAAAUUGUGGUGGUCGAUAAAUAUGGGGAUAAAGAUUUCAGUACUGCUCAUGAGGAUUUUCGUGUGUGAUUUUGUUUGCCAAGUCAUGAAGGUUUGUAUGUAAUCAUGGUGCGAGUGUUAGGCUAGAGCCUUUGCCUUAUUGCUGUUUCCAAGGGCCAGGAGGCAUUGCAUUUGUCAUGCGAGUUUUAAACCCCACUAAGUGAAAGCAAUAGGGAUCUGAUAUGCUUGUUUCUCUGGUGCCAUAUGGAAGAGGAUGUAAAGGGUGUGAUGUCUCGACUGAAAGGCCAGCGUCUGGCUUACUUCGAGAGCAUGCAAAGUGAUACCAGCACUGGUUCUGCGACAUGGAGGGACAGCCUCUGGUUGCUCCCGAAUAGUGCAGAGAAAGAUGACGGUGUCUGCAACUAACUUAAGUGUUUGUGGAGUGUAAUACAUCGCAAUGAAGUGAAGGGCAAGCAUUUCAAAACCUAGGAAUGUUAAGGUUUUGAACAUGAUGAAAUUGCCUCUAGGAAUGCUACAUGUGUAGCACAGGCAGAAGAACUCGUCUUGUAGGACAGGUCCAUGUUAAGAGAUACCUUGUGCUGCCUCGGGGAGAGAAGGGAGGCAACGUGUUAAACACAGGCACGAUGGCUUGCACUGAAAGAGAAUGAUAUACAAGAGGCUUCUUAACGCUUCACAGAAUUAUCAACUUUCAGCUUAAAUGUGCAACACGCAUUGUGUGUUAAUACGGUACAUCGAAACAUACAACCACCCCUAUUCGGCGUUCCGUUGCUACAAGCCUGGUUAUUUGAAUGUUGUUCGCUUGGCUUCCGUGUAAGACCGGAAUUCUGUGUAAUUGUUGUACCGUUUGUAAAGGGAACACUACUCUGCAGCUGCUGCACAUAGUAUUAGCACUAGUAUCAAAUACAGUACAAUUCGGCCACUUUGUGCAUUUCUCAUUAACAUCUGUAACAGGCUGCUACUUAUCAGAGCACUUCUUGUGCAGUUUAGAAGUUUGAUUGCAUGCUUUUUCUACCUUGUGAUGAGAAAUAGAAAGACGUGAUCAUGGCUGUUACCUUCACUACAAGGCGCCAUAACUAGUCGCAUAAUCUCAUUAGCCUAGUCUCAAUACCAUAAGAUCUUGUUAUUGUGUCAUGAUCAGUUGGUAAAUGUUUACAUGUAUUCAUCACUGCAGGUUCAGACUGCCUAUUAUUCAGCAACAUACACUAUAUUGUAUUUUCAUUUUGUACUGUUUUUGUAAGCAAAUAAAAAAAUUUCACAGGAAAAGGACAAUGUUGUGCCUUCAGAUUACUUUCUGUAAGAAGUUGCAAAGCUACAUAUAUGCAGUCAACGCUAGAGGCUUGGGAAAGUUGGUAAUUCAUGGCAAAACAAGCACAGUGCAGAUGACGAUGCAGAAAGACGUGCAAACAUGGUGCUGACUUCCAACAAUGUUUAUUGGCGAUGCAAAGACAAACACUGUAGAACUUUGGUGAUAAGAUCCUGUUUGUGCCAUUUCUCGGUGCCAAUGUUCACGAUCAAGGUCGCAAAAAAUGACCAGAUACAGUUGCGCUUCUCACCCGCCGUGGUUGCUCAGUGGCUAUGGUGUUGGGCUGCUGAGCACUAGGUCGCGGGAUCGAAUCCCGGCCACGGCGGCCGCAUUUCGAUGGGGGCGAAAUGCGAAAACACCCGUGUACUUAGAUUUAGGUGCACGUUAAAGAACCCCAGGUGGUCGAAAUUUCUGGAGUCCUCCACUAGGGCGUGCCUCAUAAUCGGAAAGUGGUUUUGGCACGUAAAACCCCGUAAUUUAAUUUUUUUUGGUUGCGCUUCUUUUUUACUGGUUAAUACAUUCCCAGAAAAGACUAUAUUUUGGCACCGACAUUCAAUUCAUCGCCAAACUAUGAUCGUAUGAAGUUUUCUGGCCACUAGAUCCCACGUGGACAAGAAAAGACACGAGGCACGCGCGAUUUAGAGUAGUAGGCACCUGCCACGGCAGCUUCCCCGUAGUACUCGCCCACCUGCGUCAUGUUAAUGUGCCAGCACGCGCCGUUUUCCUUUUACAGUACCACCAGUUCCUCUUGAAGGUCGUCACAUUCACAGCUAUCAUUGCAAGCCCUAUUGCAAUAAGCAUCUUCACUUGUCUAUUUCACAGCGAGAGUGGUAUAGUGUCGUUGAAAGUGUACUGCACACGUUUAAUAGGCGAUAGCCCAAAUGAGCCGGCAUUCCCUGCUGCAAGUGGCAUGACGCGAGCCUCACGAUUCCACUACUGUGCUGAUUGAGUGUAGCAUUGAUGGUUCAUCCACUUCACUUUGUCAUUUAAUCUGUAUAAUUGCUAUCGCAAUAAAAUCUUUUUCUUCUUCUUU